AUAUAAAUACUUGAAUAUUUACCCAAAAAAAGAAAGAAAGACCGCUCCAGGCACAAACACACAAACCCCAUGGACAAAACAUCAGAAGAAGCUUCAUCCAAAGGCAAAAAACGCCAGCGAGACCAACAACCUACCGAUCCUCAAACCAACCAACUUCAUCAUCAAAUUUUAUCACUAGAGGAUAAUCUUUCAUUUACCGAUACAUUGGUAGCGCUUCGCAUGAUGCGAGCUCAGUUUCCUCGCAUUGACAAGGUCUCGAUUCAGCCCUUCAUUUUAAGGUCACAAUUGUACAGCAGCGUAAAGGACAGAACUCAAGUGGAUAGGGAAUUAGAGUCAUUAAGAAGAGAGAAAGUAGUGCGCAUUUUCAAAUUAAAUACCGGACAGGAUGAUCAUGCUAUUAUGUUUUUGGAUGACUAUCUAAACCAGAUGGAAAAUGUUGUGAAAAGAUUGGAAGAAAAGGAGGGUGAUCAAGUGUUCAAGUGGUUUAGAACACAUGUUAUUGAUUCCAAGCUGGAACCUAGUAUUGAACAUCAAGAGCUUUAUACACUCUUAUCACUUGGGGGAAUGGUUAAGGAUGGACACAUCUCCCUUUUAAUCAAUGCUGGCCUUCUUAUUCUCAAAUCAGUUGUUCUGUGGAGCUUCUCAGUCCUUGCUUCAUAUACUCGCCAGCUUAUUGAUCCCAACAUGUACUGGUUCGCAAUUCCAAACAUUGGUUCAGUACUAAAGGGCCUCUCUCAGGGAAGAAAGGAAGUCCUCUCCUUUCUAAAUCGCAGGAGAUACAAAGAGAUGAUGUUGGCCUCUAUGGAGAAGAAACGCCUCCGGUUCUCUCCACUUGAUAUGAGAUUUCAUCUCCGUGAUCUGAUUGGCUCAGGUCACCUCAAAACAGUCCAAACAUCAACUGGCUUACUUGUUCGAGUCUCAAAAGAUUGAGAACCCAGGAAGACACCAUCUCCUCUUCAAUCCAUCCAAAAAUUACCACACUUAUCAUGAUUGUAAAUCUUGAGAAGAGAUAAAGUAGCUGCUCUGGACUGUUAAGCUGAGGAUGCUAUCUGCAGAUUUUCUUCUGUUGAUUAAAAAUGACUAAAAUUUAUCCAGGCUGGUGAAUAUAGAAAGAAAAGAGGUCAGGCAACCAUGCACAUCGCUAUCGAUGAAUGCAAAAUAUUUUUAUUGUAUUUACCACACACACACACACACACACACACACAUAUAGUUUGGGCAUAACCUGUCAGAAUGGAUAAGACGGGGAGUCUGUAAGGACAUUUGUUUUAUGAUGAGUUCUUGCUAGAAGAUAUGUACUGUGUCAGCGUGUUGACACUAGACAACCAUAUUUGCUUUUCCCAUUUUGAAGCUCUAUUGCUGUUAGAAUCUA
This is a messenger RNA of Quercus robur (English oak), 1369 nucleotides long. RefSeq lists its product as uncharacterized. Gene Ontology annotation, molecular function: protein serine/threonine kinase activity. Gene Ontology annotation, biological process: protein phosphorylation. Bases 70 to 930 code for a protein of 286 amino acids. The record is from RefSeq and is a predicted model, not a curated record. Lineage: Eukaryota; Viridiplantae; Streptophyta; Magnoliopsida; Fagales; Fagaceae. The transcript is spliced from 9 exons.